AUGUGGAAUCAUAGAGAAGGUAGUCUCAAUUUCACAUCAGAUCAAUUCUAUAAGAAUUUUCUUUCCACACAAGAAGAUAUUCUUGCAAAUACUACUAUCAAUUCCACCACUGGUUAUUCACCUCUUUAUCAAACUGCAAGAAUCUUCAAUUCACCUUCAGAGUAUAGUUUUCCUGUUAACAAAAAGGGUAGGGUUUGGAUUAGGCUUCAUUUCUUUCCGAUUUCGUAUCGAAAUUAUAAUCUUAGUGCUGCCAAUUUUGCUGUUACAACCCAAAAUAAUGUGCUGCUUAGUAACUUUAGUGUGUCUGGGAAAAAUGGUGUUAUGAAGGAGUACUUAGUGAAUGUGACCUUAGACGAAGUUGUUGUAACGUUUACCCCGUCGAUGAAUUCGACUGCUUUUGUGAAUGCGAUUGAAGUUGUUUCUGUGCCUGAUGACCUGAUUCCCGAUGAUGCUACCGCGUUGAGUCUGCGGAGAAGUUAUACGGGGCUGUUGACACAGGCACUCGAGACGGUUUUCAGGAUUAACAUGGGUGGUCCAAGUGUUUCUUUUGGGGUUGAUCCGCUUCGUCGAACUUGGGUUCCUGAUGUAAGCUUUCUUAUACUACCUAACCUUGCUAGAAACUUUUCGAGUAUAGGUGCUGUUAAGUAUGUGAAAGGGGGACCAACAGAAAAUAUUGCUCCGGGUAGUGUCUAUGGUACUUUAACCGAGAUGAACUCGGAUAGUGAUCCGCGUAGCAAUUUCAAUGUGACAUGGAAGUUUGAUGUGGAGCCGGGAUUUCAAUACCUUGUUCGACUUCACUUUUGUGAUAUUGUGAGUAAGGGUCUUAAUGAACUUUAUUUCAAUGUUUAUAUUGAUUCGUUGUUAGCUGCAAAGGAUCUUGAUCUCACUGCUAAGACUAAUAAUGUUUUGGCUACUCCUUAUUUUAUGGAUUUCGUUACAACACCGUCGGUCGAUAAUAAAAUUCUUGUAAGUAUUGGCCCUUCUGAUGCAAAUAGUGAUUACCCUAAUGCCAUUUUGAAUGGACUUGAGAUCAUGAAAAUGAACAACUCUAAGAGCAGUCUCAGUGCAUCUACAGCAGUGAUUUUGACUAGUAAUCAUGGUUCAAGUUCUAAGAAAGUUGGCGCGAUAGUUGGUGUGUGUCUUGGGAUAGUUUGCGCGGUGGUUGGAGUUUUCUUUGUAGUUUGCAUGAGAAGAAGACGGUUGGUACAACAAGGGCAUUCAAAGACAUGGGUUCCUUUAUCGAUCAAAGAUGGAACUUCUCACACAAUGGGAAGUAAAUAUUCAAACGCCACAACAGGAAGUGCUGCUUCGAAUUUCGAGUAUCGCUUCCCAUUUGUGGCAGUUCAAGAGGCCACAAACAAUUUUGAUGAGAGUUGGGUUAUUGGCGUAGGUGGUUUUGGUAAGGUUUACAAAGGUGAAUUAAAUGAUGGAACUAAAGUUGCUUGUAAGAGGGGCAACCCUCGGUCGCAUCAGGGACUUGCAGAAUUCCGAACCGAAAUAGAAAUGUUGUCUCAGUUCCGUCAUCGCCAUCUGGUAUCAUUGAUCGGAUAUUGUGAUGAAAGGAAUGAAAUGAUCUUGAUAUAUGAGUACAUGGAGAACGGAACUGUCAAGAGUCAUCUAUAUGGCUCGGGUCUUCCUAGCUUAAGUUGGAAAGAGAGGCUCGAGAUAUGCAUCGGAGCAGCUAGGGGACUUCAUUACCUUCAUACCGGCUAUGCUAAAGCGGUUAUUCACCGUGAUGUAAAAUCUGCAAAUAUCCUUCUUGAUGAGAACCUCAUGGCAAAAGUUGCCGAUUUCGGGCUAUCAAAGAUCGGACCAGAAAUUGAUCAGACGCACGUGAGCACAGCCGUGAAAGGAAGUUUUGGCUACCUUGACCCGGAGUAUUUCAGAAGGCAGCAGUUAACAGAGAAAUCUGACGUGUAUUCAUUCGGGGUAGUUUUGGUCGAGGUUUUAUGUGCAAGACCUGUUAUAGAUCCAUCUCUUCCUAGAGAAAUGGUGAAUUUGGCCGAAUGGUCGAUGAAAUGGCAGAAAAGAGGAGAACUUGUGCGAAUUGUGGAUCCAACUCUUGAAGGGAAAAUGAGACCGGAUUCUCUAAGAAAAUUUGGAGAAACUGCUGAAAAAUGUUUGGCUGAUUUUGGUGUUGAUAGGCCUUCUAUGGGAGAUGUAUUGUGGAAUCUGGAGUAUGCUCUUCAACUUCAAGAGGCUGUUGUUCAAGGCGAUCCUGAAGAAAACAGCACUAAUAUGAUCGGUGAACUCUCUCUGCAAAUCAAUAAUUUUGACCAUGAAGAAAGUGUUUCGGUUGCGAAAUUUGAAGCUUCGAGUCUUGAUGAUCUUUCUGGUGUUUCUAUGAGUAAAGUAUUCUCACAGUUGGUGAAGUCUGAGGGACGGUGA
Messenger RNA from Vicia faba (fava bean), 2388 nucleotides. NCBI's taxonomy places the organism in Eukaryota, Viridiplantae, Streptophyta, Magnoliopsida, Fabales, Fabaceae. The record is from the annotation of a GenBank genome assembly.